UAAAUAUCUACAACGUGAACUUUGCCCUGUAGAUGUCUACAACAUGCCAUUAAACAAAAUACAUAAAACUCAGAAUUUUACAGUUGGGCGUGAGGUGACAACAUCUCAGGGGAAGUAUCCAUGGAACCAGUUAUCAGGUUUUCCUCCCUAGAGAUAGCCUGCCUAUUACAUAUUAGUUGUGAUUGCUGCUAUUACUGUUGUAAGUGGCCGACAGAAUCCACAUCGAAUCCAUUCUCCUUUCCCUACUUUCAAAGCUUUAUCCUUACGUUUCCUUCGCAAUUUCGGCGAAAGGGCUGAACCUGUCUUCUUCUUUGUACAGUUCGGCACUUGUCCAACUUCCAAGUAAUUCUUUUUCCUUGUUACGUACUGGCUGUUUACUAAAGGGAUCUACACGUUAAACGUAACAGGUUAAUUUUUUAUAGAGGGCUGUCGUUUCAAGGAAGGGACUGAACUCGUCUGCAGUAUAAUCUAUAUAAUUCACUUCCUUUCUUCCACAUAAAUCCAUAUUGCAUUAUCCACUCUGUAAUCAAUUUCUAUUCGCCUUACUCGUUUGCUUUCUAUUUUUUUCGGACCGACGAUUACCUUUUGAAUUGGAAGCAAUGGCGUCUCUUUCACCAUCUCACCAGCAAAAUUAGGAAUUUAAUGCAUUCUCUGGAAUAGCACCUGCCGGCAUAGGAAGAAAGAUUGUCAGAAGAGGGUAUGCCAACUACAAGGUACAGUAAGGUGAUUUCUACCGACGUGUUUCGUUACAAACUCCUGCUUCUGGUAGCAUGAGAACAGCCAUAUUGUCAUGAAUUAAAGUGGGCAUGGACAGGCUUACUGGGAGAAUUACUGACAGGACAAUGUCCGGUAUAUAGCGCCUGCACUAAAAUCUGAAACAAAUAUUUCAGCAGUUAAUAUGCCAGCAAAGUGGCCAGUACAAAGCAGGGAGGAGGGCCGUAAAAAACUGCAUGGUUAUUAUUAAUAGCAAAUUAUCUGCUAAAAUACCUAGUCCUAUAUUUGCAGGGUAUGUAGUAUGUAAACUAGAGAAUCCGGAGAGGAUUGGCGAGGUAUAUACCAAAACAGAAUAGAGGCUUUCUUUGUGUCAAGGCAUACACAUAACAGGUGGCUUAAAAACAUGGAUAGCAAUCAGGACACCUCUUUUGGUACAUUGCCUACAAUUGGAGAGCAACGGCCACGAAAACGCCGGAUGGAAAGCAUGGAACCAGGCAGCACCUCGUUUGCUAGUUUGCACACGCAAAGCAACCAAAAUGAAGAACGAGGAGAUCACAUUCCAUGCACAAUCCUGGAGCUUUGCACCAGAAGAUAUGGAACUGUUUUUGAAGGUGAUGUUUUGGUUGCCUAUGGCCCUGCCUAUCCCAGGAACACUGGAGUCCAGAUAAAAGCAGAGAUUGUUCAUAUUGAUCUUGUUGACCGAAAUGGGCAGAUGACAAUAACUGUUAAUAUUAGCAACAACCUCAUAGAAAUGUUCCUGCCAAGAAUGUUGCCUGGAUCCAGUGUUCGCAUCACAAAUUUCCUUGUCAAAUCCAAAACAAAGUAUGAAAGAGGCGAUGCGAAUUGUUGUCUUGCCCUUACUUCAAAAAGCAUAGUCAACACUGUGAUGAGAAUUUGCAAACAGCUCAAACUAACUCCGGACAAAACCAUUUCGCAGCUGAUACAAGAAGAUUGUAGCUAUUCAGUUGGCUCAUUUGGUGCUGUUAUUACUAGUUACCACCUUAAAAGAAAUCAAUGUGAACUACGUGUUAAGGAUGGUGACCUUCAAAAUGACAUGGCCACUGUUGUAAUUACAAAUCCCAAUACAGAUUUGUAUACCAAAAUCGAGAACCUUCUCGUAUUAACACACACACCAUUCAUUCUUUUCAAGAAUGUUGUAAGAGAUGGGCCAAAGGGGACAAACAUUAUCCGUGCAACAAAGUCCACAUUCCUGGAAGAGCUCAAUGACGAAUGCACAAGGGCCAAUUUGCAGACUCUAGCAAAAUCUGAUAUCCAGGUAACAGGCACUUUGAGAGCAAAGAAUGCUUACCAGCCUCCAUUUGAGCCUUUCUGCAAAUCAUGCGAGCAUUUGAUUUUGCUUGAUGAUUCCACCACAGUUAGUUCUGUUCACUGCCCAACCUGCAUAACAGAGACUGAGAUUUCAUUUUGUCAGGCCUUGCAAUGCACAAUACACAAGGAAGACGGCAACAUUGACUGCUGCUUACAUCAAGAGCCUCUUCAACAAAAUUUCCCGGAGCUUGCAAACAUUUCAUAUGAACAAUAUAACAAAGACAUUUCAACAGCUGUGUUUUUGCUAUGCAGGUUCCAAAUCCAUGGAACAUUUACACUAGUAGAAAAUUCUAUUGUCCAUAUUGCCAGGUACUGAGCUGCCUGUCUGUCGAUUUUUUGUAACUAUUUCCUAGGAAAAAGAUUUCCUUAAAAACCAAAUCACGGGGUUUUACUGCUGCUCAGUCAUUAUAUAAUCUGCUUCUGGAAAACAAGGCUCUUUGUUGUGGUGAGUGAAGACUAUUAAAAUUGAAGAAAGAAUAUUUUGCAGCGCCUGGCAUCACUGUCUGCAAGAAAAUGAACAGUCAUAUAUCUACAGCCUCUUGUUGUAAGCUGUUAUACAAAGAACUGAUCGAGGCAUUUACUGUAUGUUUAUACAAUUCAAGUUGUAUCUUUGCUCAUGGAGAAUAUUGCUCUAAUUCCUCUUCCAUGAUAGCUGUCAGGAUUUGCUAAUUCUGCAUGUAACUAACUAGCAAGAAAAUCUGGUUGCAAAAUUUCUUGAACUUCACUGCCAUCAGAAUUUGGCUCUGUUAAUUAUUUUUCAAGGCAACUGAUGUUUACUGGAAGAAAUGAAUUUAGCAAUUUUAUUGAUAUUCCA
This is a messenger RNA of Cryptomeria japonica (Japanese cedar), 2857 nucleotides long. RefSeq lists its product as uncharacterized. The record is from RefSeq and is a predicted model, not a curated record. Lineage: Eukaryota; Viridiplantae; Streptophyta; Pinopsida; Cupressales; Cupressaceae. The transcript has 8 exons. The coding region runs from base 1118 to 2359 and encodes 413 amino acids.